This is a messenger RNA of Acanthopagrus latus (yellowfin seabream), 5169 nucleotides long. It is a transcript of the gene mgat1b, whose product is annotated as alpha-1,3-mannosyl-glycoprotein 2-beta-N-acetylglucosaminyltransferase b. The transcript has 3 exons. NCBI's taxonomy places the organism in Eukaryota, Metazoa, Chordata, Actinopteri, Spariformes, Sparidae. The record is from RefSeq and is a predicted model, not a curated record. Gene Ontology annotation, cellular component: Golgi apparatus. Gene Ontology annotation, molecular function: alpha-1,3-mannosylglycoprotein 2-beta-N-acetylglucosaminyltransferase activity. The coding region runs from base 864 to 2435 and encodes 523 amino acids. Gene Ontology annotation, biological process: protein N-linked glycosylation.
GCCCACGUGACAGCCAUACAGGAAGUGACUGUUCAGCGGACCGUCUCGUUUCUGAGCCGUCUCUGAGGAGACUCAGCUGGAGUAUGAGAAACUGAACGGGGACAGAGGAGAAAGGACUUAUCCCUGCAAAGUGUCACUGUGGACACUGAAGCCAGUGGCAGGGGGGGACAGCUGCGGCGGAGCGGACACUGGACACCGCUAAGAGCAGCAAGCAGUGGGAUACAAGAGCAUUGCUGGGGGGAAAUAAUGGAAAUCAAAGGUGGACGUGCAGGCAACCCUAGAUCCGCUGUGCACCAACACGGAGAUGUGCAGUGAAUAUGACACCGAGCGAGAUACAACGGUGGCUCGACUAGCCCACGUUAAGCUAGCCGGUCGGUGCCGCCGCUGCUGUUGCUCGGUGCGAGCCUCGUUUCCUUUCUCGAACGCGAGCUGCACCGACUCGUUCAGAGGAUAAUGUCUGAAGAUAACAUCCAAGGAGUUACAUCCCCUCAACUCAAACUGACCCCACCCGUCCCGUAUUGUAUUUCCUCCUGUUCUUUAGCCGCCUCUGAUUGCUGAACUUCAGCAAGUCCUGUCCCUGCUCAUUGCCCCCCCACUCCAUGGGAUUUUAGGGAAUGCAUGCAUUCCACUGUAGGAUCAUGUGAUUAAUUUUGACAAUCCUCCUGCAGACCAAAAGACAGGAUGACCCUCAAAUUCUAAAAAAAAAAAAAGAAGAAAAAGAAACUAGAAUGCGACCGGAUGUCAAGUUCCUGCCCAGCUGAUAUUGCCACUUUGGACUGUAGGAUUCUCACCCUGGUUCCACCACUUGUUCCCUACCUGCAGCUUUUACCGCUAACCCGUCCCUUAUCCAGCGUCAUUGGGCCAUGGUUCGCAAGAAAGGUUCUCUUAUACUAUGUGGUGCUUUCCUGUUUGUCGCCUGGAAUGCUUUGCUUCUACUUUAUCUGUGGGGUCGCCCUCCCAUCGGCCGGCUCGGGGAAGGCGGUGGAGCAGAACCAGGAGGAAAGGAGGAGUGGGGCAUGGGCAAGGGGAAAGGAGGCCGGGUCAACCUUGCGGGGGAGGUGAUCCGGCUGGCAGAGGAGGUCGAGGUUCAGCUCGAGACCCAGAAAAAGCUCAUAAAGCAGAUUGAAAGUCACAGAGCGCAGUGGGCUCAGCAGAGAGACAUUGGGAAAAGAGAGGCAGAUGAUGCAAAAGAAGUCAAAGACGGGGCUGUCCACCAGCCACCAAAACCUCCGCUUCCUCUCAAAGACGAUGCUGGUGACAAGGACCAAACUGAAUUAAAGCAGACACAGAGUCCUUCUCCCACAGUAGCUUCAGACACUAAGUUGGGACAGCACCAGGCUGUUGAAGUAAAGGAGGAGGUUUUUAAGACCAAUGAACUGGCGUCCUCCGUUGACAGCCCAGAAGUCGCCAUUCCCAUUCUCGUCAUCGCUUGUGACAGAGUGACGGUGAAACGGAGCCUCGACAGGCUGAUCCAGUACCGCCCUUCUCCAAAGCUGUAUCCAAUUAUUGUCAGCCAGGACUGUGGCCACAGCGAGACGGCGCGUGUGAUUGGCUCAUACGGAGAUCAAGUGACACACCUGCGUCAGCCGGACCUCGCGGACAUCAGAGUUCGGCCAGAGCACAGGAAGUUCCAGGGCUACUACAAAAUUGCCCGACAUUACCGCUGGGCCCUCAACCAAGUGUUCAACACGUUCUCCCAGUCCACUGUGGUCAUAGUGGAGGACGACCUGGAGGUGGCGCCAGACUUCUUUGAGUAUUUCCGAGCCCUCUACCCAAUCCUGCGCUCUGACCCCAGCCUGUGGUGUGUUUCUGCCUGGAACGACAACGGCAGAGAUGCCCUGGUGGAUCCAUCCAAAGCCGAGCUCCUCUACAGAACGGACUUCUUCCCCGGGCUGGGGUGGAUGCUGCUGAAGGAGAUGUGGGACGAACUGGAGGUCAAAUGGCCCUCGGCUUUCUGGGAUGACUGGAUGCGGCAACCCGAGCAGCGCAAGGACCGCUCCUGCAUUCGGCCAGAAAUAUCCCGGACUAUAACCUUUGGCCGGAAAGGCGUCAGUUUAGGUCAAUUCUUUGACCAGUACCUUCGCUAUAUUAAGCUAAACACUGAAUUUGUGCCUUUUACCAAACAGGAUUUGUCUUAUUUGCUUAAAGAGAAGUAUGAUGAAAAGUUUAUCAAAGACGUUUACAGUGCCCCACUGGUGAAGAUUGAGGACCUGCAACAAGGGGGCAGCUUAAGAGGCCCUGGACCGUACAGGAUCCAGUACUCCAGCAGGGACAGUUUUAAAGUCUUUGCUCGAAAUCUGGGGGUGAUGGACGACUUGAAAUCUGGUGUUCCUCGUACAGGUUACAGGGGUGUAGUCAGUUUCCUGCACCGGGGUCGAAGGGUGUUCUUGGCUCCACCGGACGGCUGGUCACGGUAUGAUACCAGCUGGAGCUGAGCAGCUGAUCUAGACUAUGAAAUGUGAAUGGUGUUGAAGAGGGGAGAGAGCCUCAUGGUGUGUUCACACAGAAAGUGAAGUAAAUUUUUUUGCCUUACAUUAGUUGCCCGAGUUUGACCACAAGAUUAUUGUGUUUAUACCCAGGAGUGUUUAAACAGCCAGGAUACUUCACCGUACAUUAGGUGAACGCUAGGAAGCUUUCUGGAACAUUACGUUCAUGAAGUACAUUUCCCUUUCAGCUCCAGUCACAGUGAAAGAUACAGUGCGUGGAUCACUGCUGCAGUACAUGGACGACUGCUGAGCUCUCCUCCUGUCUGAUGUGACGCCAGGUGUUUAGUCCUCCAGAAGGUCUGGCUCUGCACCAACUCGCCCCCCCCCCAGGGGAUCUUUCAUGCAAAAGAUACACUUUGCUUUCUGUAAGAACACAUCAUUACUCAAAGGAGCACCCUCUCAGACCAAAGAAUAUCAGCAGACUCAGUGGUUCAUGAAGGAAUUAAAGCAGCACAGAUUGCGCUGCAAAUCAGUCAAGCUGGGAGAUCGAGGCCUGUUAGAGAAGCUUCUAAACUAGGGUGCUUAUUCGGGAGCUGCUAGUUAAAUGGCCAGGCAGACUUCACAGAGAGUUAAAACCGGUAGGACAUGAACAUUUAAACUCCAAUUUCAGCUUUUAAUUGCUAUUGGCAAUGUGCCUUGCUGUCUGGGCCCAUUUUGUUUGGUGUAUUUUUUUUUCUUUUUUCUUUUUACUACUGUGAAUAACUGGCCAACUGUAGAUUAACAUUAUUUGGUUGCAAAAAAUCAUUUGAAUCGUCAACAGGAAGAGCAUGUUUCAGUGUUGAUACACUGGAGGCCAAACUCAAGAAAAGUGACCAUCUCUAGAACUGCAGAAAUAUAUUGAGCUGUCAAUUUUUUUUGCAUUCAGUCAGGGGUGGAUCUACAGGGGUGGCAUGAGUGGCAGCUACCGCCUCUAAGAAAUACUUUACUAGGUUUAUAAAUGGUUUGGUGAUACAAUUGAUGAAUAUUGUAUUUAUAUAUAGGUCUCGACCGAGGAGCCCAUUUAAACCCUUAAAAAAAGAAGAUAAAGGACAUAAAUAAGGACCAUUUUGAAUCUUGUUUCAGAAAGCUGUUGGAUUUUGGGAACAUAUAGGGGCAUUUGUGAGUUCUGAGACAGGCAGCAGCUGAAAAACAACACACAUCAGCUCAAACUUUCCUCAACGAUUAGUGUGUUGUUGUACUCCAUCAUUCAUAUCUUAAUGUUGACUUUUAGAGAAAACACAUAGAGUGGAGACAUGCUACAUACAUUUUUUGAAUAACAAAACUCAACGCAUAGAAAUAAGGGAUCUGUGUUGGCACACAUUUUGGAUUGAGUGUUCAACGUACAAAAAAUGUACAUUAUAUGGAGAAAUUACUAAUAAUUUGGAAUAAAGCAUUUUUUAUGCCUAGCUAAAUCUAUUAAAUCUUUUACCUGUGUACCACAAUAAUGUUAUGUUUGUUAGAAUUUCUACAUUUGAGGGUUUUCCAAGCAAAUAUUAAUAUAUGUCAUUGUUUGGGAUUCAAUCCACAUAGUCUUUAUAUAUGUCUGCCACCCUCUUGCCACCCCAUGAAUAUUUCUCUAGAUCUGCCCCAGCAUUUAGUGAAAGUUUUUGAAAGAAGCUGUUGAAAAGGACUCAACUCUCUGGGUCCUGUUACUGUUGAAGUCUUUCAGACUAGUUACAAGCAGAGUUGUGUUCAAAGAAAGCUGUAAAGCUACAGUGUGUUAGGUGGUAAACAGUGGCCAUAUCCAUAUCCGCUGGAUGAAGUCAUAUUAUGAAGUCAUAGCCCUGAUGGGUCAUAUUAUAGACCGAAGGCCUCUUCAGCAAUGAGACAGAGGGACAGACCUGCAGAGUACUCUCCCGAAGCAGAGAGCUUGAGAGAUACGUUUGAAACAAACCCAUGUUUGUGGCUGCUGAAUCACUGCGUGAAGUCGGUGUUGACGGUGGCUCACAUGUUUCAGAACAUUGUCAGAUGCUGCUCCCUCUAUUCCACUGUUAAAGGUUUUAAAUAUCUUUAGCACUUUGUUUAAGAGCACUGAGGCCUUUAUGGUCGAUCCCCUGCUUGAGCUGGUUCUUGUAAGGCCUGUUGGGGGUUGUGUUGGGGGGUGUAAUGUAAUGUAUUUAGUGUUGCAGAGCAGCCCUGUUUAAACUCCGUUAAUGUGAUGACUAUGGGCAUAACCAUAUUCAUUCUGCAGCUCUCUUCUGCUUUCAGAGGAUUACAAAGUCUGCAUUUCCACCACGCCGCUUUAUUAGUGUGAGUGAACUUGGUGUCUCAACUGAUCAUAGGAAAGGUUGGUGUGGGAUCACAACGACGUGGCUGUUUUUGAAACGACUGAACUUUGAUUGAACUUGAGGGUCUGACAAGUUUUCCAAGCUGCAAAUGAGAUUCAGACAUCACUGAGUCUGACAUUUUACUGACGAUGAUGACCCUGAAGCCCCGGUACAGGGCAGUUGUAAUUAACAUGACAUCCAAACCAUGGUUUGGUCAGCUUCGGUUUGUUGAAAAACCACAGAUUGAUAGUUUUUAUUUGUACGUGCAACAAGAAGGCUGAGGAAGAAGAAAUAAUUAUCACUGUACUGUAAUUAGCUUUGGGAGAUAUCCACAGGGUUGAUUCCCAUGUCUGUAUGGUGAUGUGUACAACCACUGCCUGAUGUGUUUAUAACUUUAAUACAGUAUAAAUAAAAUCAGCUAUUUUGAUAUUUGUCUA